Molecule: messenger RNA, 238 nt
Organism: Acaulospora colombiana
Lineage: Eukaryota; Fungi; Glomeromycota; Glomeromycetes; Diversisporales; Acaulosporaceae
Source: the annotation of a GenBank genome assembly
GAAGGGGACCGACCCGACCCCAGGAAGGCGGCAGAGGCGUUGCACAUGGCUAUACAAAAAGUUCGCCAACAACCGAGAGUUCAGCUUACGGACUGGAUUCCAUUCGUUCACCUUGGAAUUUACGGAGUCUCCCCACGAGAACCCCGACAUAAGACAAAUUUGGUGCAAGAUCCAUUUUUGGUGAUAUUUGAGGCAAGGUCAAGUGCAGAACGUCAUCUCCGAUGUGGUGGAACCGGGG